This is a messenger RNA of Alligator sinensis (Chinese alligator), 1065 nucleotides long. RefSeq names its product kielin/chordin-like protein. The transcript is spliced from 3 exons. The coding region runs from base 1 to 1065 and encodes 354 amino acids. NCBI's taxonomy places the organism in Eukaryota, Metazoa, Chordata, Crocodylia, Alligatoridae. The record is from RefSeq and is a predicted model, not a curated record.
AUGCAGGGCGAGGGCGACUCCUCCCCUGCCCCUCCACAACAGGACCCCCUGGCCCGAGACAGCUGGGAUGGUGCGGAGAGGACCCCUUGGCUUGUCCGCCCCACUGAUCGUUACCCUGUGCUCCUCAUCCACGUGGGCACGGGUGACGCGGCCAGGAGCAAUCCAGACCGGGUCUACACCUUAGAGGCCAACAUUGGCUCCAAAGUCAUCACGGGCGACUUCAGUGACCCAGACAUCGCUUGGGAGGAACACUUGGCCAGGUCGGAUCGGUCACGUAGCUUCUUGACCUGUAUCGAAGAGCUCUCCCUGACCCCCCAAGUGCAAGGGCCAACCAGGGGCAGCGCUCUCCUGGACUUGGUCUUGGCCAAAGGAGACGAUCCGGUGAGCAACCCGAAUAUCGAGGGUAGCCUGGGCGACAGCGACCACGAGAUCAUCAAGUUCACUGUCUGUCGCAAGGCAGCUGUCGACUUGCUGGAGGCACUGACUGCGUCGCGUGCCAUCCCUGGUGUCUCGCCGGCCCCAGGCCCCACGCCGGGCACCCCAGCCUGGCGCUUCGGGCGCCGCACACCGCACUUGACACUGCCACGGGCCUACGCCGUGUUCGUGCUGGCCAGCGCCCCCCGUGCCCUGGGCUUCCACGCCGUGGCCCGCCAGAGCCCACGCUCCCAGGGCACACUGCUGGCACUGCUCUCGCCCACGGCCCGCAGCCCACUGCUGCACCUGGCUUCUAGUGCACGGGGCGAUGAGCUGCGUUUUGACUACCGCGCUGCACCCAGUGGCCACCCCGCCUCCCUGGUCUUCCCUGGUGGCAGCCCCUUCGCCGGUGGCCGCUGGGUCCGGCUGGCACUCAGCCUGGCACCACACCGCCUGGCGCUCUACGUGGACUGCCGGCCCGCCGUGGUGCUGGGCCAGGAUGGGCACCGGCCCCGGCUCAGCUUCCACCUGCCCCUCGACCUGCAGAUCGCCUUUGCCAGCUUACCCGGGGACGCCGACUCUAAGUUCCUGGUGAGCCCCAUGCCUGCCCUCUGCCUCGGUGCCAGCUGCAUUGCCAGGGCCCAUCCCUGA